Pomacea canaliculata is the source of this 2518-nucleotide messenger RNA. Its product is annotated as muscarinic acetylcholine receptor M4-like. Gene Ontology annotation, cellular component: plasma membrane. The record is from RefSeq and is a predicted model, not a curated record. Gene Ontology annotation, molecular function: G protein-coupled acetylcholine receptor activity. Gene Ontology annotation, biological process: adenylate cyclase-activating adrenergic receptor signaling pathway. Lineage: Eukaryota; Metazoa; Mollusca; Gastropoda; Architaenioglossa; Ampullariidae.
UAUCAUGUGGACUCAGACUGUUGUGCCGCUUCCGUCUUCAGCCAACCCACCGACAGUAUCGUAUCCACCAAAGAUGUAUUCGGGUCCCUGAAAGAUUCCGCUUCGUCCUGGAGUCUCGACAACGCCAGCACGGAGGCUUCGAUCAUCCUCAGUGCCGUCCUCAACACAGGCCUCAACGUGACGUGCAACGACAGCUUCGUCCGCUGCGUCGUCGGCGCUGGCAACGUCACUGACAAUGGCGACGGGUACAACGAUACCCAGCCGACGUCAGACCUGCCACUGCCGCGCCCGGCGCUGGAGGUGGUGAUGAUCUCCAUCGUGGUGGUCGUGCUGUCCAUUUUAACCGCAGGUGGAAACCUGCUGGUCAUUGUGGCCUUCCGUAUGGACAAGGCCCUGCAGACGGUCAGCAACUACUUCCUGUUGAGUCUUGCCGUGGCGGACCUCACCAUCGGGGUGGUCUCCAUGCCGCUGUACACAUUGUACCUGCUGAUGCGCUACUGGCCGCUUGGAGCGCUGCUGUGUGACAUCUGGUUGGCGUUGGACUACACCAUGAGCAACGCCUCCGUUGCCAACCUCAUUAUCAUCAGCGUCGACCGCUAUUUGAGUAUCACGAGACCUCUGACCUACCGUGCAAAGAGGACGCCCAGGAGAGCGGGGACCAUGAUCUACGGCUGGAUCAUCUCCGUUCUGCUUUGGACACCGUGGAUCUUCGCCUGGCCCUACAUCGAGGGCCAGCGCAAUGUCCCAGACACUGAGUGCUACAUCCAGUUUCUCAAAACUAACCGAUACAUGUCCAUUUUCACGGCGACGGCCGCUUUCUACAUCCCCGUCUCCAUCAUGUUUGGCAUCUACCACCGCAUUUACCGCGAGACCCGCAAACGCCAGAAGGACCUGCCCAAGCUGCAGGGUAUGAAGCAGGACAAGAAGCAGGACGGCAGCAAGAAGUCGCACUUGCCUUCCAGCGACGACGAGGGCGUGUCCAGCCUGAGCGAGAAGCACAGCCAAUCCUCGCCAGAGCUGGACGAUCUUGAAGCCUUCCAGGCCAUGGGCCGGUCCACAUCCUUCAAGAACCGCCUGCUGUCGUGCCUGAAGAUCGACCGCGACUCCGACUACAUCGAGGAGUCCAGCACCAGCGACCCUCCGGCCUCGCCCUCAGCAAACAAGACAGUGUCGCUGUCCGCCGACUCCCCCGUACCCAGGGCCAACGGGCCUACCGUCUUCAGGCAGCAUCAGUUCACCGGGCACCAGGUUUCUGUGCGGAAGCCGCUGAGUGUGUCCAUGAACUGCAGUUCGUCUUUGAUCCCCCUCUUGCCCGUGGACUCGCCCCACGCCUCACCGACCUUUCCUCCUAUUACCCCGGAUUCAGUGUUAACUACGUCUUUUUCACGUCACAGCCACGUAUCGGCCAUCACGCCUCUCCUCGAGUCGGAGAGGGAGAAAGACGUGAGAAGCGAAGAGGAGGAGGAAGAAGAAGAGACCGUGGUGAAUGAAAGGGUUGGCGAUGAGGAAAAUGAAGCUGACAGCGAAGACGAGGAAGAAGAUGACGAGAGCGAUGAAGGUACCUCGAGGAAACUCGAGAAGUGCCAGAGAAAAGAGACGAUGUACACCGUUGUGAUACAGCUGCCCGCUGCAGCUGCCAGCUCUUUCGACGAGGACGACGACGUUGAGGAAGAAGAGAGGGAGGAAGUCGCGCACAGAACGAACGAGACGGAGGACAGGUUCAAACCCUCCAUCCGGCUCACUCCGGACAGCGACGGAGACAGCUUCGCCGGCAUCAACCCUGAGCUGCUUCAAAAGGACGGCGACAGCGACGACAGCCUGCCCAUGGUUAGACCCCUCCACCAGCAGCGGCGACCUGCCCAGGAGGAGCUGCGGCACCUCGGACGCAGCCGCAGCGACGAUGACGUCGACCCCUCCGACGACGGCUCCAACGCCUCAGAGCCCGAGCACCCACGAGCACCACCACCGCCUGUGCGACCCCCUACCGGCACCCCGGCGCUGGCCCGCCGCGCCCACAGCAACGACCUGCAGAAGGCAGCCAUGCAGGCCAAGAUGGCGGCCAAGGUGGCCGUGCGCGUGCGGCGCCAGCGCGCGAGGUCGAAGGUCGCGUUGCGGCGCCAGGAGCGGCGUCAGGACCAGAAGGCGGCCAAGACGCUGACCGCCAUCUUGCUGGCCUUCCUGAUCACGUGGACGCCCUACAACAUCUUUACGCUGGUAGAGACUUUCUGCUCCGGCUGCAUUAACGACACGUUAUACGCUAUAGGCUACUGGCUGUGCUACAUCAACAGCACCAUCAACCCCUUGUGCUACGCCCUGUGCAACGUCAACUUCCGGCGGGCCUUCGUGCGCAUCCUGACAUGUCGCUGCGUCCAGCGCCGCGCGUCCGUGCAGCGCAUGGUCAUCCCCGCCAUGCAGGUGUCCAGCCUCAUUCCUAGAUGACGUCACACCUAGCCUGUGUCACUGGUUUUUCCCAUGAGCCCCAUGUAAAUGACACGAUCGUUUUAUUUUAAACCGUAUU